CACAAACAAGGACCGAAUGAUGAGCAGUCACUCAAGUGCCACUGAAUUCUGCCUUUUAGGCUUCCCUGGGUCCCAAGAACUCCAUCAAAUUCUUUUUGCUGUAUUCUUCUUCUUCUACUUAGCGACAUUGAUGGGAAACACGGUCAUCAUCGUGAUUGUCUGCGUUGAUAAACGUCUGUGGUCCCCCAUGUAUUUCUUCCUUGGCCACCUCUCUGCCUUGGAGAGUACGACAACUUCCAUUAUCGUCCCCGUGAUGCUCUGGGGGUUGCUGCUCCCUGGGAUGCAGACAAUAUCUCUGACUGCCUGUGUCACCCAGCUCUUCCUGUACCUCGCUGUGGGGACCACAGAGUUUGCAUUAAUGGGCGUGAUGGCCGUGGACCGUUACGUGGCCGUGUGUAGCCCUUUGAGGUACAACGUCAUCAUGAACAGCCGCACCUGCAUCUCGGUGGUGACUGUGUCAUGGGUGUUUGGCUUCCUCUCUGAAAUCUGGCCAGUCUAUGCCACGUUUCAGUUUACCUUCUGCAAAUCAAACCUGUUAGAUCAUUUUUUCUGUGACCGAGGACAGUUGCUCAAACUCUCGUGUGAUGACACUCUUUUCACAGAGUUUGUUCUCUUUUUAAUGGCUAUUUUCAUUAUCAUUGGUUCUCUGGCCCCAGCAAUUGUCUCCUACACCUACGUCAUCUCCACCAUCCUCAAGAUCCCCACGGCCUCUGGCCGCAGGAAAGCCUUUUCGACUUGUGCCUCCCACUUCACCUUUGUGGUGAUCGGCUAUGGCAGCUGCUUGUUCCUCUUCGUGAAGCCCAAGCAAACCCAGGCAGCUGAGUACAACAAGAUAGUCUCCCUGCUGAUUUGCGUGUUGACCCCUUUUCUGAACCCUUUCGUCUUCACUCUCCGGAAUGACAAAGUCAAAGAGGCCCUUGGAGAUGGAGUGAGACGCUGUUGUCAGCUCCUCAAGGAUUAACCCUUCUCCCAGCCAGUCUUAGGUGGGAGAGUUCACAUUCUGUAUUACGCAGAAACCUUGAAAACACUCAUUUCUCUCCUCUUUACCAUUAUCAUCUUUAGAAGAAUCAAAUAGUGGUGAACAACUUCUGAUCAAGCCAUGGACAUAGAGAAGGCAAGGUAAAAAUAAAACCCACUCUCCACUCACUAGAAUCUUGCAGCCUUAGUUUCUGUUUGCUUCCACUGUUGAACUCAAAGAACCAUAUUCUUGUGAUGUGGGCAUGACUGUUUGGCAGUGUAAUUAUAGAAAUUUCAUUUUGUUCAAGGAAGGGCUUUGGAGGUAGGAGUUUACUGAAAUGAUAAGACUCAGCACAUCUUGCCAGCCCUGAAUAGGGCAACUAAGCUGACAAGCAGGGGUUUAUGGGGUUACUUAGGGUUCCAAAGAGAACCGUGAGAGGACGCCUUCCUGUUGG
Molecule: messenger RNA, 1412 nt
Organism: Camelus dromedarius (Arabian camel)
Lineage: Eukaryota; Metazoa; Chordata; Mammalia; Artiodactyla; Camelidae
Product: olfactory receptor 9A4
Exons: 1
Coding region: 17-961 (314 amino acids)
Biological process (GO): G protein-coupled receptor signaling pathway
Cellular component (GO): membrane
Molecular function (GO): olfactory receptor activity; G protein-coupled receptor activity
Source: RefSeq, a predicted model, not a curated record